CAAGUGGGCGGAAGUCGGUUAAUUCGACGAUCAACAUGUCAACUGUUUAUAUGAAUCCCAGCUCGUCAUUUGGUUGAUCGCUGAAAAAGUGCAAAAACAGGAAAUGACAAAGAAGGGGCUUCUUUUGUUUUUCCUCUGUCUGAUAGGCUUGGUCAGAGCUGAUGGAGACAAAUAUUCAUGUUUUGGAGUGAGCUCAGGGACAGUAGCAGGUAUUAUUUUCGCUGAUAUUGCAGUGACGGUCCUGAUUGUUACCACCACCUACUGGUACGCCAGCAAGCGCAGACAAAAGAAGGAAAAUGCUGAUGAAGUCUACAUGAAUGUUAGAGCAAACUGCAAAACGUGAAGAUCUUUAGAAGACUGACAUCAACAACGGAAAACUAAGUGACUGACAGUGGAUAUUAUGAAGUAAUGAUUUAACACAGUUUGAAUACACAGCUUUAAUCUUAGUGGCCUUGUGAAUUAGACACAAUUUUCUAAUUGUCUAACACUCAAUUUGGAAACAUUAGGAUUAAUUUUAUUCUUAUUUUUAUAAAAAAAGUUUAUUUUAUUCGAGGUAUAUUUGAUCAAAACACAGUAAAAAAAAUGAAAUUCAAAUAUUUUAAUUAAAUAUAAAACAAUCUUGUUUUCUUAUUUGCACAAAUAUAUGAAGCUGAACUGAACAUUAAUGAUAAGAACCUGAUUAAAGAUUGAACUCCGGUAAUAACUGAUCAUAACAGAGCAGAAACAUUUUAGAUAAGCAUUUUAGAUGAAUUUCUAAAGCAUCAUGUGACACUGACAUUUAGCACUAAAGUUAUUUUACAUGUAGAUAAUGUCUCACAAUAUUACUGUCGUCUACAAAAAAAGAUACAAACCUUAACGUUUACAGACAUUUGACUUGCAUUGUAAAUCACUCAAUGGACAUUUCAAUUGAUUAAUUAAUUUUUUUAUGAAAGUAUAGAAUAUAGCACAUAAUUAAAGCAAGUAAGAUUAACACCAGUAUAGAAAAACACUGCCACCUAGUGGAUAGGUUUCAGGAUUUUCUUUCUUUUUUUUUUUUAAAAUGAUACCUUUAAAUAUUAUACAUUAAUGCCUCUCACUUUUGUUCAUGCAUUAUUCAUUAUGUUUCUACAGACAUAAAGAAAAAGAGCUGUUUUUUGCGUUAUGGUUAUUAGCUGGGGUGAACUUAAUGAUUCUGGGGCCCUAAGCAAUUCCGGAUAUAAUCAAUUUCAGGUAUGGGGUCCUAGCCUUUGAACUCAAUCUCUUUCUCUAUAGACCAUUUCAAUGUGGUGAUGUCAUUGACACAUGUACUUUUCCUGCUUGUUAUCAAACUAUUUCAUAACUGUAAUAAGAAUCAAUUCAAUCAUAACAUAAUGUUAAAACAGAUAUCAUAACAUUAUUUAUUAAUAUGUGGCUCCUUUUGGAUUGUCGGAGGCUAUAGAAAUAAAAAUGUACAACAGGAAAUACGUUGGGACCAUUGUUUUCGUUUACAUCCCUCAAAAUGGUCUAGAUUAUUAUUUUUUUUUCUCUCUAAAUUCUUAAUUUUUUUGUCAAUAGACAGCAUGUUAAAAUAUAUUUUAAGUGAAACCUUUAUCUUCUUAAUGUAAAAUUAAAUAUAAUAAAUUCACAAAUAAAGAAAUAAAUAAAAUAAAAUAAAAAUAGCCGUAUUUGUGGUUCGAUUUUAAUAUUUGCGUGUGCAGUACAGAAGGAACAUUCCACUAGGCUGUUCAUGGGGACUCCUAGUUUUGAAAAGAGGUAAUAACGUUAAAAUCUUAAUGGUUCUAGACAGAUUUUACAACAAAAGAUAGAAAAUUUAUAAAAGAGCUAGAUGAUUAAUAUAGGCUUCUUGACAUUGUUUAGGGCCCCCAAUUCCCUGGGGCACCAAGCAGCUGCUUACCUCACUUAUUGGUUAAGUCUGCCCCUGGGUAUUAGUUAAGUAAGUCUUUGGCAUCGUGCAAAAAAAAAAGAGUUAUAUAAAGAUUUAUAUUCAACAGCAUUGUUUGCUAUGCAGAGCUUUGAGUUUCUAUGCAUCAUAUUUAACAAUUAAUAAAUAAGUCAUCUUUCUUAGAA
Danio aesculapii is the source of this 2046-nucleotide messenger RNA. RefSeq names its product hematopoietic cell signal transducer (gene hcst). The transcript is spliced from 5 exons. Gene Ontology annotation, cellular component: membrane. The coding region runs from base 104 to 343 and encodes 79 amino acids. NCBI's taxonomy places the organism in Eukaryota, Metazoa, Chordata, Actinopteri, Cypriniformes, Danionidae. Gene Ontology annotation, molecular function: phosphatidylinositol 3-kinase binding; signaling receptor binding. Gene Ontology annotation, biological process: regulation of immune response; positive regulation of phosphatidylinositol 3-kinase/protein kinase B signal transduction. The record is from RefSeq and is a predicted model, not a curated record.